Racocetra persica is the source of this 236-nucleotide messenger RNA. Lineage: Eukaryota; Fungi; Glomeromycota; Glomeromycetes; Diversisporales; Gigasporaceae. The record is from the annotation of a GenBank genome assembly.
AUGAAAAUCGAAUCAGCCGAGAAUAUUAAAAAGAGAAUUGCUGAAAAGGACGAGGAAAUCAGAAAAAUAUGGGAAGAAUUGCGGGCUGAAAAAGAGAAACCUCGUGAAGAAAUUAUUGCUGAACUAAAAGGCAUUAAACGCACCACCGGCCAACAUCCAGGCGGUCUUUUGAUUACGUUGCCAGACACGGACAUUCAAAAAUACACUCCCUUGAAUUAUCCGGCCGACAACCGCCA